This is a messenger RNA of Xiphophorus maculatus (southern platyfish), 4216 nucleotides long. RefSeq names its product TBC1 domain family member 12-like (gene tbc1d12a). Lineage: Eukaryota; Metazoa; Chordata; Actinopteri; Cyprinodontiformes; Poeciliidae. The record is from RefSeq and is a predicted model, not a curated record. The coding region runs from base 525 to 2855 and encodes 776 amino acids. The transcript has 13 exons.
UGUGUUUUUGUAAUGUUACGUUUUUUUGUAGCUGAAUUUUUUCUUACGAAGGAAGCUGAACGCUUCCGUCUGAUUUAACAGGGUAAUUCUGUUGUAGUUCCACACAGUGCCCAGCAGAGGGAGGCAGACCCACACAGUGAUCAUCAGAGAGAGGCAGUUACACAGAGUGAACACCGGGUGUCGCUGUGAGCGUAUUUGGGUCAGAUUGACGUCAUUGUUGGGGAAUGCUAAAGAUGGCGCUGGGCGGUCAGAGGAAUGUUGCCGCAGCAACAAGCUGAAGGGAUUUAAUUAAUCUUCCAGCCGGCAGCGAGUUCCUGUUUCCUCCACGGACCGAAUACUUCAGGUUCUGAACCCAAAUAUGAGCCCAGUAGACCCGGUCAGAGCCCGGUAACCCUGUGGUGUCCCUCCGGUUAAAAUGGUAGCCGGAUCCUCGGAGAACAACAGAAGCUGCUGCGGAGUUCGGCCCACCGAGCCGGAGGAUCUUACGGCCGGGGCCGAGGCGUCUGCGGCGGACUGAGGGGGUCAUGGAAACGCCGAAGGAGAACGGAGGCUCGGUUUCUGUGGAUCUGAACGAAAACGAAGAUGAGCCGGUGGGUUUGGAGGGGAAACCGGGUCCCAGGAACCUGAAGGAGCGCAGCCUGACGCUGCUGGCCGGUGUCAGCGGGGGUCAGGCGGCGGGCUGGACCCGGAAUCCGGUGGAUUUACACGGGAGGAACGCAGCCAGAGACCCGGAGAUCAUGCUGGUGGCUGCGGAGGACGGGUACCUGUCCGGCCCGGAGGUGUUGGGCGGUGUGAACGGGUUUUCCCUGGAAGAAGGAGGUCCGGCCGCUUCCUGUCCAGCUGCGCUCCAGGAGGAAGGAGACUCUUCUCCCCCCCAGGACCAACGCUCAUGUCCAGGGAGACCGAACCGGACCCCCGCGGGUGUAAACAUGUCCAACGGGGUAGCUGACAGUCCUGAGGCGGCGGUCCGGUGUCUGGGUCGGAGACUGGAUCAGUGUGAGCUGGGCUGUGAGGAGGUGAAAGUAGCUAACGGUGGUUUGCACAUGAUGGACCCCGGUUCUGAGUGGCCCGGUUCCGAUUACUUCCCUGUAAACAGACACUCUGACCCGGGGUUCAGGCGGAACCGCUCCCCCAGCUGGGGCGACCCCAGAUCCGGCCCACCAUUCACCCCGGAACCGAGCCCCGGCCCCGCGUCGCCCUGCCCGUCCAGCCCGCUGUCCGAGCCCAACACCCGGCACGAGGAGCCGCUCGGUGACCCGGAUGUUCCCGCCAGGCCGCAGAGUCUGAGGACUAACCCCGCAGCCAGCGUGUCCCGCAGCUGUGACGCCACCCCGCUGUCCCCCGAUGAGGACGGGGGGUUCAACUUUGACCCCGAGGCGGGUCGGAGGCAGAGCGCCCCGGACAAGCUGAGUGAGGAGACCGGGGGUUCGGAGCUCAAAGUGAUGCCCAAAAGGUUCGGCAUCGCUGACUUCUUCACCAGGAGCCUGUUUUCUAGAAAACCCAAAGAGUCCAAGGCAGCGUCCCACAAUGCAACAGGAUGGCGACUGUUCAGCAAGUCAGAGACCAGAGAGGAGGACCAGAGCGGAGAGGCGGCCAUGACGCCUCAGCAGCAGGAGGACGAGGACUCGCCGUGUCCACAGCGCCCCCCGGCUGCAGGGAGGAGGAAGAACCUGGAGUUUGAGCCUCUGUCCACCACCGCUCUGAUUCUGGAGGACCGGCCGUCGAACCUGCCGGCCAAAUCCCUGGAGGAGACGCACAGACACAAGCUGGAGUACGAGGAGAUGGUGGCUGGAGCCAAGAGGAGAGAGAUGAAGGACGCCCAGAAGAAGAAGCGCCAGAUGAAGGAGAGACACCGGCAGGAGGACAGCAUCUCCAACGCCAUGGUGGUCUGGAACACCGAGAUCCUGCCGCACUGGGACGCCAUGAAGGGGACGAGGCGGGUCCGGGACCUCUGGUGGCAGGGCCUUCCUCCUGGAGUCCGAGGACGAGUCUGGAGCCUGGCCAUCGGCAACGAGCUCAACAUCACAGCAGAACUGUAUGAGAUCUUCCUGUCCAGAGCCAAGGAGAAGUGGAGGAGCUACAGCGAGACGAGCUCGGUCAACGACAACGAGAGCGACGGAGGAGCGUCUCUGGCGGACCGGGAGUCCAGUCUGGACCUCAUCAAGCUGGACAUCUCCAGAACCUUCCCGUCUCUCUUCAUAUUCCAGAAGGGCGGGCCGUACCACGACCUGCUGCACAGCGUGCUGGGAGCCUACACCUGCUACCGACCCGACAUCGGCUACGUCCAGGGCAUGUCGUUCAUCGCCGCCGUGUUGAUCCUGAACCUGGAGGAAGCCGAGGCCUUCAUCACCUUCGCCAACCUGCUCAACAAGCCGUGCCAGAUGGCUUUCUUCAGGGUGGACCACGAGCUGAUGCUGAAGUAUUUCACCGCCUUCGAGAUUUUCUUUGAGGAGAAUCUUCCUCGACUCUUCAGCCACUUCCAGACCAACAGCCUGACCCCUGACCUCUACCUGAUCGACUGGAUCUUCACGCUGUACAGUAAGUCUCUCCCGCUGGACGUGGCGUGCCGAGUGUGGGACGUGUUCUGCCGGGACGGCGAGGAGAGCCUGUUCCGGACCGGCCUGGGGAUCCUGCGCCUCUUCCAGGACGUCCUGCUGCAGAUGGACUUCAUCCACAUCGCCCAGUUCCUCACGCGUCUCCCUGACGACCUGCAGCCGCACACGCUGUUCGCCGCCAUGGCCAACACGCACAUGAUCAGCCGGAACCGCCGCUGGGCUCAGGUGUUCUCCGCCGUGAUGAAGGACGGGAACUUCAGAGAGGCGGAGAAGUCCGGCAGCCCGGCUCUCAGGAGCUAACGCUGCCCCAACAUGGAGCCGAGAGACGGCUGGACUUCCUGGUGCUCCCUCUGCUGGCCGGGAGGGGAACCGCUAAAGAACUGUUCCGGUCCAGUUCCUCUCCACUUCCUGCUCCGGGUUCCUGGAUCAGCUUAAGCAGUAUUGAUCCCAGAUGAAGGAUUCAGACGUUCAGAACGUGCUGCAUGCUUCGUCUGGAUCCAGAUUUCCUCUCAGCACUUUAUUCCUGCAGAACCCAGCGGAACCGCCCGACGGACCCGCUGGUUCUGUUUGACCCGCCUGCUGGUCGCCUUCCAGGAGUAAAACUGUGAGCUCCUCCUGCACCAGCACCCAGAGUUCAGGGUGGGGGGGUGUGACCCUGAGAUCAUGUGAAUCAGUGACGAUGAAGAAGCAGAAAUACUGAGGAAGAGCGACAGAGUCCCUGAAGUUACACAUUUUAAUCAUAACUAUCAUCUAAAUAUUGUUAAAAACCCAAACGGAUCCGAUCCAUGAGCUCUGAUGGGUUUAAUCCCAUCAGCAGGUCAGAUGCUGAAAAAUCAGAUUUUUUUCCCCGUUCAUUGAACGCAUCACCAGCAGCACAUUGAUGCUGGUUUCCAACAUUCCCACCGAGCUGCAGAGGAAGUCCAAACACUCCUACUGGUUCUGGUUCUGAACCAGAUAAAUCACAUCAUCACAUGUUGACCUUUGACCUUUUCACACCUGGUGAGCAUCAGAGGAAGAGUCAAUGUUUCCAGGAACAUGUCGGUGGUUCUGGUUCUGGUUCCGUUUGGAGGUAAAGAACCCAGAACCUGGUUGUUCAACACUAGAAGCUUCAGGCAGGAAGUGGUUCUUUCAAAGUAAAACUCGACCAAAGUGUGAAUCUUUACCGAUCAGAAUCUGGAUCGACCCGCUCCGUGUUGGUUCCGGAUCAACACUAACCCGACCAGACGGACCUUCGGUACCGGCAGCAGACGCUCCGACGGUUAAAGUAUUAAACUGCUUCCUGAUCCUCAGCGCUGUAAAUUAUUAAAUUAUUCAAAUGAAACUAAAAUGGAUUAAAAACUACAAAGAUUGGAAAAUAACCGAUCCGGACCCAGAUUAGUUUCCCUCGGUUCUGGUCCCGGUUCUGGUCUCUGCUUGUGUUUCACUAACAGAAUCCACUUUCUCUCCCACGUCGACUUCAAACUAAACUUAUUCCAUCAACAUGUUUUAUUAUUUAAACUUUUCAGCUGUUUUAUAUUUUAUUGUUUGUUUAUUUAGCUUCUCUGUUUCACUUCAGUGUAUUUUCCCAUAAUGCCUUACAGUUGAUGUAAAUAAACUGUAAAAAUGUUCUUUUUCAUAUGACGCCGCUAGUCUGAUGUGUAAAUAAAUAUCUAAGCAAUCUG